AAGUGAUCAGGAAAACUUCUUUUACCAUGAUGAGAUUAAAUGGAAUAAUCUAAAGAGAAUACCAUUAAACAGAGAAAACGUUUUUUGCUCGGAAAUAAAUAAUAACAUCAAAGAAAAACUUGUAUUUGCAUAUCAGCUUUUUGAAAAAUGUAAGCUUGAAUGUAAUUAUCAUGGAGUUGUUAACAUUGUUUCAGGUCCACCUCAUUAUCUUUUAUGUGGAUCAUUGAAUAAAAAACCUUUUGAUAAAGGUGAAAUUUUAUGUUUUUAUUUUGAUCCGAACAAAGAACUUAUCUAUGAUAUUUUAGAUGAAAGCAACAAACGAGCUU
This is a messenger RNA of Scutellospora calospora, 326 nucleotides long. The record is from the annotation of a GenBank genome assembly. Lineage: Eukaryota; Fungi; Glomeromycota; Glomeromycetes; Diversisporales; Gigasporaceae.